AUGCUGGUCAAAGUGAAACAUAAGGGGGAGCAGAGAUUUGUCAAAAUAUAUGAAGUCAAGCUUGUGGAUCUAUUUGAUGAAGCUUUCAAGAAGUUUGGAAUUCCUCUCAACCGCUUAUCUGAUGCCAAACUUUUUGAUGAAACAAAAACUAAAAUAGAUGAAGAUGUUUUUGAAGAGGUGAUGCUGUCAAACAUUGGCCAUGUUUAUGAACUGUCAUUGGACAGCACACCGGAAGAACUUGAUGCUGAGGUGAUGCAGACGAGCCGAGAAAGUUCCAUCCUGGAUAUUGAUGAUUGUGAUGCUGUGAUUUUGAACAUUGAAAGCCCUCUGCAGACACAGUCAAGUUCCAGAAAUAAAGAUUCUGUCAUAGAGGACAUUCUGAAAAAGAGGCCAGGAGGAGACCAGAUCAUAAAGGAAUAUCGAAGGACAAAUAAACUAACAGAUGCUUCUCGAAGGAAAAUGGUCAAUAUGGUUAUUGCCAACAUGACUGAAAUCCAUGGGUAA
Molecule: messenger RNA, 504 nt
Organism: Knipowitschia caucasica
Lineage: Eukaryota; Metazoa; Chordata; Actinopteri; Gobiiformes; Gobiidae
Source: the annotation of a GenBank genome assembly